Messenger RNA from Amphibalanus amphitrite, 1490 nucleotides. Its product is annotated as actinia tenebrosa protease inhibitors-like. The record is from RefSeq and is a predicted model, not a curated record. The transcript has 6 exons. Lineage: Eukaryota; Metazoa; Arthropoda; Thecostraca; Balanomorpha; Balanidae. Gene Ontology annotation, molecular function: serine-type endopeptidase inhibitor activity. Bases 197 to 1192 code for a protein of 331 amino acids.
UCAAUGACAUUAAAUCGUUUGUCAACUGAGCGUUGUCUGAAAUCGAUAUUUUCUUUUAAUUUGCUAAAUUUAAAAUGGGACUUUUAUUCUAAAUUCGUAAAGCAAUUCACGCAGAAAAAGCCUUAGGAGCAUUCAUUCUUCUUCAUUUUUUUUUUUAUUUAGAUUCAUUUUCCGUCAGGGUCAAUUCAGUAUUACUAUGGCAAUGCCUCUGUUUUUCACUAUUCCUCUCAUACUGGUCAUAAGUGGUGAAGUCCAUGGCUGUGCUUUCCGUCCAAUGAUGGUGUCACACCACCCGCCGUGUGCAGGUCACGAGGACAGUGCUGCCAUCUGUUCGCUGCCGGUCAAAGCUGGCGACUGCCGGGGCAUGAUCCCUCGCUACUUCUAUAACACGGAGAGGUCAACCUGCAUGGAGUUCAACUACAGCGGCUGCGGCGGCAACGGCAACAACUUCGAGACGCUGCACGACUGCGAGAAAAUGUGCAUCACGGAAAAAGCCGGCGCCGACACUACCAACACCUCAGACUGCAGCUCAGCUCCCGACGGCGGCCUCUGCAUGGCGUACAUGGAGCGCUACGCCUUCAACCCCUCCACCGGCUCCUGCGAAAAGUUCGUCUACGGCGGCUGCGGCGGCAACGGCAACCGCUACAGCAGCGUUGAGGAGUGUGAGGAGCACUGCGGCUCCGGCGAGCACAACAGCACGGGAGAGCCCGGCCUGCAGGAGGCCACCAGCGAGGCCGCUCAGCAGGAGCAGGAUGUCAGCCAGACGGAGCAGCCGGGGGAUAACGACGUGGAGAUGUGCCUGCAACCGAAGGUCAUCGGCCCCUGCCGAGCGUCCGAGAUGCGGUUCUACUUCAACUCCGAGUUUGGAGUCUGCCAGGUGUUCCUCUACGGAGGCUGCGGAGGCAAUGCCAACAACUUUGAGACCAUUGACGAGUGCAUCCGGUUCUGCGAAGAAGACGACGCGUACAAAGUGACCUUUCCACCGCUCCUUUCAUCCGAAAAUGACACCAGUGGAUCCCUCGCCCUAUCUACCGUCAACAUCUCCGAAACUUUGGACUACGACACGAGGGUAUGCGGAGUGACCGAGUGCCCGAUGGACUGCGGUUUUGUGCGCCACGACGGCGACUGCGUGCUGUGCCAGUGCGCGCCCUCGCCGCUCGUCCAGGAGCCCGUGCCGGUGCCAUCUGCCUAAGUCCUCCCCCGCCGAGCCGCGCCGGUCGGCGGAGGGGCAGGGACGGGCGCCACCUGUGCCGCCGCCGUCACAGCGCGCCUCGCCGAGGUCAUCGAGGUCGCCGGAAGGUCGCCGAGGUCGCCGAGGCCGCCGUGACUUGGCGACCACCCGCGACGCGCGCAGGGUGAAUUAUACAUCAUGCAAUCACGUGUCGCAAGCCGAAAGGUUUUUAUUUAUUUAGCGUGUGAGGGGUGAAUAUCGUUUCGUACGCGGUCACUUUUUUGGGUGUGCUAGAGAAUAGCGAAACACGGUUUGAUCA